AUGGACCAAGUUUUGAAAAAUAUCGUCACCUCAAUCGUCUUCGACGAAGUUUUGGACCAUGUCACAAUCUGUUUUGACCCCGCGGGAAAACUCCCUAUGGUAAUGAAGCUAUUGAACAGUUAUGGACCAAACAACACCGUCAAAUUUGAAAUUAUUCCAAGAGGACCACACCAUGACUCAGCGAGAUUAACUAUUAAGUACAGAACACGGACAAGCGCGACGAGACUCAGAAGCGACUAUAAGACAUCCAGAACAGAGGACAGGAUCACAGUAGAACAGAGAGUAGAAGCACCGACUGAUUCGGACAGCUCAGACACAGACGACGAACAUAGCAGCAGCGACAGAAGUACCACUGACGGAACCGACGGAACGGACAACACUAGCGACACUCCUGAAAGCGACGAUAACGACAAAAAUGACGAAGUUAUUUUAAAUUCAGAUGAAGAUGUCCCACAGCAAGACAAUGACAAUAACGAAGACAACAUGAACAACGACAAUGGCCACAUCCCAGACAACAAUGACGACGAUUACGGCAGUAAUGGCAUCGACAAUGCAGACAACAACGAUAUCAACAGCGACGACAAUGUUAAUGAUAACGGCUACUCCUUGCAGUACAAUCCCCAAAACAACGUGGAAUUACUCAAGAUGAACCUGACGGACACUUAUACGAUAACAGCUAUAUACAGAGGAGACACAAUUGACGCAGAGGCAUUGUUCAGACAGUACGGACCAUGCCACACAGAACACUACAUGUCCACGACAGACGACACUAAAGCCAUAUCGACACGGUACCAGUUAGACAGACAUGCACGGAAAAUAAUAAAUCUAUACAGACAAUAUAUACAACGGACAGGCGAGGACGUGCAAGGACUUCAACGGCAAGAACGAGAACAGGGACCACCGACAACAGAAUACGUUAGAUCGGACGAUACUAUUUGUGUACGAGUACCGCGGACAGUAAGCAAACAAGAACUGACGGAAAUAUUUGCAACAUUUGGAGAAAUAGCUGACAUACAACGCAUUAAACCGAACAACGAAGACGAACGUUAUACAGCAUUUAUACAAUACAGACACAAGGACAGCGCAUACAAAGCAGUAACAGAAACUGACAAUACAUACUUACCGAAAUGGGCUUAUAAUCGAAGACAACGGACGACAAAAACAGCGACGACACAGGAAAAUGCACAGGAGCGACAGAGAAACGAAGAACCACAGGAACCGCACAGAGACAAAGACGAUGGACGUUGGACCCCGCCAACAACACAAAACUCAAUACAGAUAGAGUUAAAGAACGGAAAAAAGGAGAAUAAUGAAAAAGUAGGAUACAUUAUUUACAAGGACAAAAUAGACGCCAUCGACGCCAAACUAAACGGAGCACGAAAAUACAAAAUUGACUGGAAGUUAAUGCCACAGACUACUGAGACACUAUUACAUUUUACAUGCGGAGACCAAAUACCGAUACAGAGUUUUACAGACCACACACGCGACUGUACCACAACUACACUACGACGACGGCUACAAAACGAAAAAAGAACAACCGCAGCACCAGCACAGCAACAGAUGAGACCGACAUCACAAACGCCACAACCGAAUACCAGCAGACAAGCCGACGAGAGACAGAAUGCUGGCACAGCAGGGACAGCAACGCAGUCAACAAGAGCACCAGUCUCAGUACACAGAGCCUUAUACAUCGACUACAGCUCAUCAAGUGAUGAAGAGUUAAAUGAAGUAGAAAUAGCCAGAUCAAUACGACAGCGACAACUGACCAUAGACAAUAGACAACAUCAAAAUGAGAGAGCAGAUGAGGCAGAAGCACCAGCGAGGCACGAGGACGAAGCAGAUAAUGAGUUACGACAAGAACUGGACAAAAUUGACUUCAAGAAGAUAUUAGACGUUAGUUUUUAA
Molecule: messenger RNA, 1905 nt
Organism: Nasonia vitripennis (jewel wasp)
Lineage: Eukaryota; Metazoa; Arthropoda; Insecta; Hymenoptera; Pteromalidae
Exons: 2
Coding region: 1-1905 (634 amino acids)
Molecular function (GO): RNA binding
Source: RefSeq, a predicted model, not a curated record